AUGUGCGACGCCAACGUCAGCGAUCCGGACUUCAUUGCCGAUCAGCAGAGCGAGUUGGAAGAACCCGGCAUUGACAGCAGCUUUCUGACAGCUCAUUUGUUUGAAUACCUGAAGGCUUCCACGGCUUCCACACCUCAAUUCCCCAAAGUCCUCACGCUCGACAUCAGCGGUCACAAGUUCAAGGUUUCCCGUGACAUUCUCGAGGCGGGAUCAGGACUGUUCGCGCUCCAGCUCUCUGAUAACUUCACCUGGGAACCUCAGGCUGAUGGCUCUUACUUCAUGGAUGCCGAUCCUGAGCUCUUCGAACAUCUGAUCCGGUUCAUGCGCAGGCCCGAAUCGUAUCCGCUGUUCUACGAUCAGGCCAAGGGCUUUGACUAUGACUUGUACCGCCGGUUGGAGGCUGAGGCCGAGUACUUUCAGAUUAAUUUGUUGACUGAGUGGAUCAAGAGUGAGAAGUACCUGGAAGCAGUCAAGACGAUUACUACCGCUGUUUCUUCACGCGUCAUCAGCGACACCAGCUUGCUUACGAUGGACCACGCACCACUUUCUCAGAAUAGGAGUCAGGAGUAUCAUUUCAUUCCGCGUAUCAUCAAGUCAUAUGUAUGUCCUCGCAAUAUCGUGGUCCAUAUGGGUCAAAAGGACAGGUGCGGCAUGGCUUGCAACAAGGCAAGGGGUGAUUUGCCUGAUGCGUAUGAGGAGAAGUAUUACACCCAAGUCAUCGUUGUCAACAAGCAAGUAAUCUUCGAUCGGGCAAUCUGCCAGGUUGAGUGA
Messenger RNA from Pyrenophora tritici-repentis Pt-1C-BFP, 771 nucleotides. RefSeq names its product K-tetra domain containing protein. The record is from RefSeq and is a predicted model, not a curated record. Gene Ontology annotation, molecular function: protein binding. Gene Ontology annotation, biological process: protein homooligomerization. Lineage: Eukaryota; Fungi; Ascomycota; Dothideomycetes; Pleosporales; Pleosporaceae.